CAUCAUCUUCACGUCACCUGAUCGAUUAAUCGACAGUCACCCCCUACUCUUUUCCGUCUCCUCGUCCCUCCACAUUUCUGAUCAUCCAUCAUGUGUAAACACGUCCUCAACGCCCAAGUCGCCAUCCGCGCGCCGUGCUGCAAGCUGUGGUUCGACUGCCCCGAAUGCCACGCCGAAACGCAGACGCACCCACUGCGUAAGACGCUGGAGAUGGCUUUCCUGUGCAAGAAGUGCAAGAAGGCGUUCCGGAAGGACAUGACGACGUACGAUGAGAGCGACGAGUACUGUCCGCAUUGCGACAAUCAUUAUGUGUUGGAUGCCAAAACUCCCCAGGCGGUGGUCCAGGUUGAGGGAGAGGAUAUUCGUGUUGACGCAAGAAUGAUCAAGGACGAAAGAGUACAAGAUACAUCCGAGCUCGAAGACGAUGAGUUCUUCUCGGAACGUUUGGGUUAAGACUGUCAUUUUCGACUCGCAGAAGCAUGGAUCAAUUAGUCCUUUCUCUAUCUACUGUAUCCAUGCACCAGCUACUGGGAGCGAAUAUGCGAUUUCAGGCAUGCUUGCUUGUUUUCGCCGACCUCAUCAUGCGCUCCUUGAGUUCCGACAACGUCUCUUUCCCCCAGGUCCCUUCAGCGACGCCGCGCUGACGAUCACGCUCUGCCUCGAGUUUCUGGGCCUGAAGAUUCGACUCGACGACACCGUCCAUACGAUCUACUGUCAAUUCGCUGACAAAAUCGGGGUCCAAGGCCUCUGGCCACGGUUUGGUCACGGCGGAGAUGCCACAGUUUCUGUAGGCGGGCAGUCGGAUGCCCUCCGUGUCCAGCGCUCGUGCUGCAUCCCGGCAGUCGCAGAAAGCGACCAUAGCGUGGAGUUCGUACAUCGAGGAAGACGGUUUGUCGCCGUCCUUCGUCUCGCAUUCGACCAUCCGGAUCCAGACGCCUUCCAGUCCCCCCACGCCCGCCAGGUCCUGUCGCACCUGCACGUUUGCGGUGGCCUUGAUCAUUUCCAUCAUUUCAUGCAGCAUGGCGCGACGGGCAGCGAUGAGCUCGUCUUCUAGUGCGCGUUCACGUGCCAGAGCCUUGCGGAGGGCGAUGCUCACUUCGCUUUCGUCCUCGCCGUCCUCGUCAGCGCUCUUUGCUUCUUCUUCAUCCCUCGGUCCCUUUUUCAACAGAGAGGUGUCCAGCGGGAAAUUAGGCCCAGGGACCCGGAAUGUGAGCCAACGCGACAAACCCGGCUCGACAGGAAACUCAGAGGUCGGUUUUGCCAGCAUUUUCGUUACUUGAAAAUCGAAAGAGCUAAGUCAACAGUGAGAAGAGUAGCACAAAAUUCUUGGUCCUUACCUCGGAGAUUCGGUCGAUAGGAAUCUUGCAUACCUUUCAUUGCUCCAAAAUGGCAGAAGAAUCGGAGGGCGUAGGACGGGGCGGAUAGUGCUAACCGAAUCUCGAGUAGAAAUGCUUGUUGCGGCGAGUUUAAGACUCCAAUCCUGGCUCAUGAACAGGUUUGCAGCCCGGGAAUUUGUGAAGUAGAUUUUCUACAUUGUUGAUCAUCAAUGGCGAGGCCACAGAAGCACUGCUGACAACGCACCGCUCGGACUUCGGGAGCCCCGCUUGGUGCGAGGAGACCGAAGACAGCAAUUUUGGCCACUUCACGGGGCUGCACGCCGACGAAGGUCGCAAGCCGACUGAGAUCGGACACGGUAGUGAAUCGGGGGAGCACUCCGAGCACUACAGACCGCGUGAGAUUCGCUCCGGCCGACUGAGUGAUAUGUGGGGGGAACAUGCUCCGUUCAUGGCUCUGUUUCGGACCCUUGGG
Mycena citricolor is the source of this 1809-nucleotide messenger RNA. Lineage: Eukaryota; Fungi; Basidiomycota; Agaricomycetes; Agaricales; Mycenaceae. The record is from the annotation of a GenBank genome assembly.